Molecule: messenger RNA, 2570 nt
Organism: Lolium rigidum
Lineage: Eukaryota; Viridiplantae; Streptophyta; Magnoliopsida; Poales; Poaceae
Product: G-type lectin S-receptor-like serine/threonine-protein kinase At2g19130
Exons: 1
Coding region: 22-2451 (809 amino acids)
Biological process (GO): protein phosphorylation; recognition of pollen
Molecular function (GO): ATP binding; protein serine/threonine kinase activity
Source: RefSeq, a predicted model, not a curated record
UGUCUCCAUCAAUUCGCCACCAUGCCUCCACACUACAUACAGUUGGGACUUUUCCUCCUUGUCUCCCUGCACAACACUGCUAGCAGAUGCUGUGGUGCAACCGCAAAUGACGUCCACACUCUCACGGCAGGCCAAGCGGUCGACAAGCUCGUCUCAAGGAAUGGCAAAUUCGCGCUCGGCUUCUUCACAUCCGGAUCCAGCACUACUACUAGUAAGUCCUCCUCUGCAGACAACACUACUACAGCACCCAACUGGUACCUAGGCAUAUGGUUCAACAAGAUCCCGGAUUUUACUCCAGUGUGGAUUGCUAAUCGUGACGAGCCAAUCACUCACCCAGCUGACCUCAAGCUCCAAAUUUCUAGAGAUGGCAACCUUGUCGUCCUAGAUCACAUUGGGGCAGCUGGAACACCACUUUGGUCCACUGAAAUUAUCAAUGCUGCAUCCAAAAACAGCAGCAACAACACCGUUGCUGUUGCUGUGCUCAGCAACAAUGGGAACCUGGUCAUACGCCAUGCCUCAGACCCAUCUCAGCAGGUGUGGUGGCAGAGCUUUGACUACCCAACUGAUGUCUUUCUCCCUGGAUCCAAGCUUGGUAGGAACAAGGUCACUGGUUUGAAUCGGGUAUUCAUCUCAAAGAAGAACCGCAUCAACCCGGGCAGCGGGUCAUACUGUGUUGGGGUAGACUCCAGAUUUAAUCAGGGGAUCAUCCUUAGCCACUGCUCCUCAUCCGUAGUGUAUUGGGCAUCCGGGACAUUCUCUCACCAAAAUGUAGAUCCCAGCGAUACCGGCUUGACCAGCUACAACCAAGUUGAUAACAAUCAAGAGCAAUACUACAUAUAUUCCACACCGAAUGAUGAAUCACUUUCUAUAUACACUUUGAUAGAGAUUUCUGGUCAGAUAAAGGCUCAUGUUUGGAAUGAAAGCCUACAGCGCUGGCACCAAUUCUACACCCAACCCAUGGACCCAUGUAGUGUCCAAGCUGCUUGUGGACCUUUCACAAUCUGCACCAACAACAACGCAAACCUGUUGUGUGAUUGUAUGAAGGGAUUCUCUGUCAAGUCACCUGCGGAAUGGGAUCUUGACGAUACAACGGGAGGUUGUAUGAGAAAUAAUCCACUAGAUUGCACAACAGACAAAUUCUUGCCCGUACCUGGUGUCACAUUGGCCUAUAACCCUUUACACAUGGAAGUGAUGCCUGAUGCUAGUGGCUGUGCGCAAGCUUGUGCCAAUGACUGCUCUUGCACUGCUUAUUCCUAUAGUACUAGCACAGGGUGCUCUAUCUGGCGUGCAGAAUUGCUCAAUACUGUGGCUAGUACCACUGCUGGAGAGAUUCUCUACCUUCGCGUUGCCGCCAAGGAUUACUUGGAUAUCUUGAGAGAGAACAAAAGAUCUGUUGGAGUAGUUACUGCUGCAAGCAUUGCGGGUUCCGGGACAAUAAUGAUGCUCAUACUUGUAAUAUUGUUCAUUAUUUGGAGGAGAAAACAGGAGUAUGGUUUGCCAUCAAGUAACACCCAAGAUUGUGUUGGGAUUAGAACCUUCAGAUAUAGUUAUUUACGUUAUGCUACAAAACAAUUCUCUGAAAGACUAGGAGGGGGUGGAUUUGGUUCUGUAUACAAAGGGCUUCUAAUUGACUCGGCCAUCACUAUAGCAGUCAAAAGAUUGGAUGGGGCACGUCAGGGAGAGAAGCAAUUCAGGGCUGAGGUGAGUUCCAUAGGUUUGAUCCAGCAUAUCAACCUGGUAAAAUUAAUUGGUUUCUGUUGUGAAAGUGACAAGAGGUUACUAGUGUAUGAGCACAUGUCCAAUGGCUCUCUUGAUGUUCAUCUGUUUAACAGUAAAGAUAUUGGUCUAGAUUGGAGCACAAGGUACCAUAUUGCCACAGGAGUUGCAAGAGGAUUGUCCUACUUGCAUGAGGGUUGCCGUGAAUGCAUCAUACACUGUGAUAUUAAGCCAGAGAAUAUACUUCUGGAUGCAUCAUUUGUUCCUAAAGUUGCAGAUUUUGGGAUGGCAACAAUUGUAGGAAGGGAUUUUAGCCGUGUUCUGACCACAUUUAGAGGAACUGUAGGCUAUCUUGCCCCAGAAUGGAUAAGUGGAGAAGCUAUUACUCAAAAAGUCGAUGUCUUUAGCUUUGGAAUGGUACUACUAGAAAUUGUAUCAGGAAGGAGAAAUUUACCUAAAGCACACACUUCUGACAAUUAUCACACUUCUUAUUUCCCUAUGCAAGCCAUCACCAUGCUUCAUGGCGGAGAUAUGAAUAGUUUGGUAGAUCCACUACUAUGUGGUGAGUUUAACUUGGAAGAGGCUAUAAGAGUAUGCAAGGUUGCGUUUUGGUGUAUACAAGACAGUGAGUUUGAUCGUCCCACAAUGGGUGAUGUGGUUCGGGCGCUUGAGGGUCUACAGGAGCUUGAUAUGCCCCCGGUGCCAAGACAACUUUCAGCUAUCACAAAAUGCUAGCUUUGAUGCAACUUGGAAACAUUAGCUUUGUUUCUACAUGUCUUUUUGUUUCUCUAUUUUUGUUCGCUAGCAAUGUUACACAAUAACUGUACCAAAGCAUCAUGUGAUGCGAAUAUCUG